Molecule: messenger RNA, 5147 nt
Organism: Sycon ciliatum
Lineage: Eukaryota; Metazoa; Porifera; Calcarea; Leucosolenida; Sycettidae
Exons: 4
Coding region: 146-4408 (1420 amino acids)
Biological process (GO): protein localization to ciliary inversin compartment
Cellular component (GO): ciliary inversin compartment
Molecular function (GO): protein binding
Source: RefSeq, a predicted model, not a curated record
CCAAUGCUACGCGGCAGUACGGCGAGAGAUGAGGAAAUGAGGAAACACUACAGCCAUAGUCAUUGUAUGGGUAAAGAAUGCUGCGCUGCAGUCGUUGACACUGCGUGUCCGCUCAUUUCCUCCCUGCCAUGCGUGCUGCGACUCGAUGGACAGCAAUGCUCGGACGGUGAUGAACGGUGGGGCACCAGCUGCGACGGCGGUGGUAGAUCGCCUCGGAGUGCGUAGAGAAAACAGCGCACAGACACUGAGCAGUAUCAGUCUGAACAGCUCGCCCGUGGACGAAACGCUUCCAGUGCUCUACGAGCAGUCGAACAACGACCUGGAAAGCUUGUUGUUUGAACCGCGUCCGGAACGGCUAGCGGCCCGCGUUGCGCCUACCAAGGCAGAGUAUCGAACACGCUCGCUGAAGCGAUUCAUCAAAGCUGAUAGCUCAGGUGGACCAGGCACGCACAACAGCCAGGAUUCAGCAUCAACUACUCUAUGCUGCGGUUGCUUUUUCACUAACCGCAUCGAAACUCAGACUAGAGGGGCAGCAUCGUCAGCCAGCAGGACGUCGACCGCCAGAAGCUCCAGCCUGAGCCACAUUGGCACGACCACCAGCUAUGUCCGCUGGUCGGGCGAGGACGACGACGAGAUUGCCCGUCGGCGCGGGUCGUCACGGCCCUCGUCGCCGUCCACCUGCUGCGGCCGUAGCUGGUGGGAGUGCGCGCGCGCCAUCCUGUGUGCUCCAUGUCUACUGUGCAUCUACAGCGCCGAGGUGUGCCAAGAGAACAACUUCUGCUGCUGCUGCUGCUCCGAGCUGGAUGAGGAUGAGUGCCCGUGCGUAGCGUUCGGGUCUCCGUCCACGCAGCGCAGUCGCACCAACCAGGCAGCAAUCCUGCACCAGCUGGAGAUGGAGUCGCGGGAGACCGUGCUGACCAAGGCCUGCCACGAGGGCAACGUUCACCAGAUGGCCGACCUGCUGCAGCGCGAGGACCCGAACAAGCCGAACCGCAGCGGCGAUACGCCGCUCAUCAUCGCGUCGUCCAACGGCCGCGCCGACCUGGUGCGCCAGCUGCUGGACGCCGGCGCGGAUCCCAACGGCCGUGACAUCCAGGGAUACACGGUACUGAUGAGAGCGGCGGAGAGCGGAUCCGUCGACGUCACUGUUGAGCUGCUGGAGGCCGGCGCGGAUGCCACGGCCAAGGUGGGCGACGGCGCCACGGCUCUGUACAUGGCCGCUCGUGCCGGUCGCGCCCGCGUGGUCGCCGAGCUCCUCAAGCACCUGGUGGAGCAGAGGCAGUUUGGCUUCAUGGACGCCGUGCUGCGCUCGUCGCUACGCAAGGCGCGGCGCAUGGGCCUGGAGGAGCUGUCGUUGCGCCUGGUGCAGGCCGGUGCCAACCUGAACGGCCAGGACCGCGCCGGCAUGACGCCACUCAUGCUGGCCGCGCAGCAAGGCCUGUGCGACGUGGUCGCCGAGAUGCUCAGUCUGGGUGCCAGCGUGUCGAUGACGAGUCGCUACGACGGCGAUACCGCGCUGACCCUGGCAUGCAGCCAUGCGCACCACUUCAAGAAGUUCUACCAGAGGACCGUGCAGCUGCUGAUCGACGCCGGCGCGGACGUUCGCCACCAGACGGCCGAUUUCAAGCUGACGCCGGUAGCGUACGCGGUGCACGCGGGCAACUACGCCGUUGUGAGCAAGCUGCUGUCGGCCGGUGCCGAUCCCGACCACACGGACGGCGAGGGCCUGACGCCGCUGGUACGCACGCUGGGCAGCACCGACCAGUCGCAGACCGUGAGCAACCGGGCACGGCUGGCCGCGGCACUGAUCGCCGGCGGUGCCGACCCGAACCUGGCCGACGGGCACGGGCGAACGCCGCUGCACGCCGCCGUGGAGCGGGCGCACACGGUGCCGGAGUCGCAGAUCCUCAUCAUGCUGCUGCUGCAGGCGGGCGCGGACCGCCACCGCCAGAGCCACGCCGGCCGGAGCGCCGUGGACUGCGAUUCGCAGCACUCGGGACACCACCGCGUCCUGCAGUCCUACGUGCCCUCGCUCAAGCUACUGUCGGCCGCCGCCGUGCGCGCGCACCUCAUGUACCCUGUGGCGUGUAGCAUAGCAGAGCUGCCCAUCAGGGAACCGCUCAAGGUGUUCCUGGCAGAAGGGUUCCUCGAGGGCCUGGUGACGGCACUUGAAGCGGCCGAGUUUGCCGCUCAGCAAGUCGCCGACCGAUCGUCGGCGCUCUUCGGCGAUUCAGCCUUGGAAAUCAUCUCGUUGACACUGCGUGUCCGCUCAUUUCCUCCCUGCCAUGCGUGCUGCGACUCGAUGGACAGCAAUGCUCGGACGGUGAUGAACGGUGGGGCACCAGCUGCGACGGCGGUGGUAGAUCGCCUCGGAGUGCGUAGAGAAAACAGCGCACAGACACUGAGCAGUAUCAGUCUGAACAGCUCGCCCGUGGACGAAACGCUUCCAGUGCUCUACGAGCAGUCGAACAACGACCUGGAAAGCUUGUUGUUUGAACCGCGUCCGGAACGGCUAGCGGCCAGCGUUGCGCCUCCCAAGGCAGAGUAUCGAACACGCUCGCUGAAGCGAUUCAUCAAAGCUGAUAGCUCAGGUGGACCAGGCACGCACAACAGCCAGGAUUCAGCAUCAACUACUCUAUGCUGCGGUUGCUUUUUCACUAACCGCAUCGAAACUCAGACUAGAGGGGCAGCAUCGUCAGCCAGCAGGACGUCGACCGCCAGAAGCUCCAGCCUGAGCCACAUUGGCACGACCACCAGCUAUGUCCGCUGGUCGGGCGAGGACGACGACGAGAUUGCCCGUCGGCGCGGGUCGUCACGGCCCUCGUCGCCGUCCACCUGCUGCGGCCGUAGCUGGUGGGAGUGCGCGCGCGCCAUCCUGUGUGCUCCAUGCCUGCUGUGCAUCUACAGCGCCGAGGUGUGCCAGGAGAACAACUUCUGCUGCUGCUGCUGCUCCGAGCUGGAUGAGGAUGAGUGCCCGUGCGUAGCGUUCGGGUCUCCGUCCAUGCAGCGUAGUCGCACCAACCAGGCAGCAAUCCUGCACCAGCUGGAGAUGGAGUCGCGGGAGACCGUGCUGACCAAGGCCUGCCACGAGGGCAACGUUCACCAGAUGGCCGACCUGCUGCAGCGCGAGGACCCGAACAAGCCGAACCGCAGCGGCGACACGCCGCUCAUCAUCGCGUCGUCCAACGGCCGCGCCGACCUGGUGCGCCAGCUGCUGGACGCCGGCGCGGAUCCCAACGGCCGCGACAUCCAGGGAUACACGGUACUGAUGAGAGCGGCGGAGAGCGGAUCCGUCGACGUCACCGUUGAGCUGCUGGAGGCCGGCGCGGACGCCACGGCCAAGGUGGGCGACGGCGCCACGGCUCUGUACAUGGCCGCUCGUGCCGGUCGCGCCCGCGUGGUUGCCGAGCUCCUCAAGCACCUGGUGGAGCAGCGGCAGUUUGGCUUUAUGGACGCCGUGCUGCGCUCGUCGCUGCGCAAGGCGCGGCGCAUGGGCCUGGAGGAGCUGUCGUUGCGCCUGGUGCAGGCCGGUGCCAACCUGAACGGCCAGGACCGCGCCGGCAUGACGCCACUCAUGCUGGCCGCGCAGCAAGGCCUGUGCGACGUGGUCGCCGAGAUGCUCAGUCUGGGUGCCAGCGUGUCGAUGACGAGUCGCUACGACGGCGAUACCGCGCUGACCCUGGCAUGCAGCCAUGCGCACCACUUCAAGAAGUUCUACCAGAGGACCGUGCAGCUGCUGAUCGACGCCGGCGCGGACGUUCGCCACCAGACGGCCGAUUUCAAGCUGACGCCGGUAGCGUACGCGGUGCACGCGGGCAACUACGCCGUUGUGAGCAAGCUGCUGUCGGCCGGUGCCGAUCCCGACCACACGGACGGCGAGGGCCUGACGCCGCUGGUACGCACUUUGGGCAGCACCGACCAGUCGCAGACCGUGAGCAACCGGGCACGGCUGGCCGCGGCACUGAUCGCCGGCGGUGCCGACCCGAACCUGGCCGACGGGCACGGGCGAACGCCGCUGCACGCCGCCGUGGAGCGGGCGCACACGGUGCCGGAGUCGCAGAUCCUCAUCAUGCUGCUGCUGCAGGCGGGCGCGGACCGCCACCGCCAGAGCCACGCCGGCCGGAGCGCCGUGGACUGCGAUUCGCAGCACUCGGGACACCACCGCGUCCUGCAGUCCUACGUGCCCUCGCUCAAGCUACUGUCGGCCGCCGCAGUGCGCGCGCACCUCAUGUACCCUGUGGCGUGUAGCAUAGCAGAGCUGCCCAUCAGGGAACCGCUCAAGGUGUUCCUGGCAGAAGGGUUCCUCGAGGGCCUGGUGACGGCACUUGAAGCGGCCGAGUUUGCCGCUCAGCAAGUCGCCGACCGAUCGUCGGCGCUCUUCGGCGAUUCAGCCUUGGAAAUCAUCUGAUGUCGGGGACUCGCCCUUGAGAAAAUCAUCUGAUUUCAGGGAUUCGCCCUUGAAAAUUAUUUGAUUUCGGGGAUUCUUUGAUCAUGUCUGCGUUCAGGCUGUGCCAUACGCUCACAUCGGCUCUUUCCACUCUGAACGCUGGGACUUGCUGGACCAAUGUGCACCUGUGCCAAGCAGGCUAACACCGGCAGACACACUAGGUAAAGGCUAUCAACAUACAAUCACUGCAGACAUUGCUGCUACUGGUGCUACUGCUGCUGGUGCUGCUACUGCUGGUGGUGCUGCUACUGCUGGUGGUGCUGCUACUGCUGGUGGUGGUGCUGCUGCUGGUGGUGCUGCUACUGCUGGUGGUGCUGCUACUGCUGGUGGUGCUGCUACUGCUGGUGGUGCUGCUACUGCUGGUGGUGCUGCUACUGCUGGUGGUGCUGGUGCUGCCGCUACUGCACUUCAGUUCCAUAAUUAUCGUUUAGAAAACCGUUCUCCGAUUCCAUCCUUUUCAUUUCCUAUUUAUAGCACAGACAUCGGAGUGAUGACUGUAGUGGGAUAAAUGCACAUUGCGACUACUAGAGUAUUGCUAUCGAGCUGGCAAAGUUGAGCACACUAGAGUAACAGGCUGAUUUACCACAACUUGAUUUCAAGCUCUACUAAAUGUUCCCACAUAAAAAACUCACGUAUUCUUCAAUUUGUUGCCAAUUGUCAAUUUUAGCUGAUUUAAAAUGUUUAAAGCUUCCAGUGGUCA